Plodia interpunctella (Indianmeal moth) is the source of this 799-nucleotide messenger RNA. RefSeq lists its product as uncharacterized. The transcript has 2 exons. Gene Ontology annotation, biological process: chromatin remodeling. Lineage: Eukaryota; Metazoa; Arthropoda; Insecta; Lepidoptera; Pyralidae. Gene Ontology annotation, cellular component: Ino80 complex. The record is from RefSeq and is a predicted model, not a curated record. Bases 167 to 514 code for a protein of 115 amino acids.
AAUGAGACACAAAUACAUUGAGAAAGGAAGGAUAGAUACCUAGUUUUGAAUUUUUGAUUACGUUCGUUACGGUUGAUUUAUAGUUAUUCAAGUAUUAUAAUAUUAUCUGAAGUAGCUACAGUAAAUAAUUGAUUACAUCUGUUACUGCAAUACUCAUACAAAAAUCAUGACUGCAGACUCUGAAAACAAUUAUUGUUUCAAAAGUGAAAACAAAUUUAUUGUCAAGAGUGGAAACAAAAAACGUAUGUGGAGAUCACUAAAACAAAUACUGACUGCUGAGCGGGCUUUACCUUGGCCUCCCGAAGCUGUGUUAUAUUAUUCUAUCAAUGCUCCGCCGACAUUCAAACCAACGAAAAAAUAUUCUGACAUAUCAGGACUGCCAGCUCCUUACAUAGACCGUCACUCAAAGCUGCAUUACAGUAAUGUUGAAGAGUUCACCACUGUUAGAAGCCUACCAAUGGACAUAACAGCAGGUUACCUUCAACUGAGAGGAGCAAAUACAAUUGUAGGUUAAAAAGCUAUAAAUUGAUUAAUCAAGGUCUACAGUGUUUGUGCAACAUCUAAAUGAUCCUUAGUUGUGAAUCUUUAUCAUUGCAUUACUUACAUUCUUGUUUUCUCUUAUUGGACCUGCAGCUAGGUAUUUGAGGUUCCUCAUUUAGUAUAAUUUGUGAUAUAUGUAAUAUGUAUAUAAUAUUUAAUUUAUUUACUUCAGUAAAUAACUCAAUCUCAAUAAACACCCACUUGGUUUGUAUAGUAAGGUGAGUUACUGAAUAAACAUCUAUAUAUUUUGUAUCAAAUA